UAAUCAUGUGCAGUGUGUGAUACACAGACGCUCUGAAACACUACUGCACACACACACACACGCACAUGGCGCCUCUGGGGAGGUUCUGAAAGAACCAGAUCUGGAGGACUGAUCGUGUCCCUGGUCUCGGCCCUCGCCCUCCUUGUUUCUUAGACUCUAAAGCAAGCAGGCAACAGAGCAGUCCUUGAAAUCCAGAGUCAAGAAAAAGCCCUGCACCCCUUGGUCCGAGAGCCGCAAGGAGCGGGGCCUAAGCGCCUGGCGAGGCCGCCCUACCCAGCAGAGGCAGUUGCUUUGUAACUCGGGGACCAGACACCCAGCCUCACCCGCUGCGGUUAACCGACAGCCGCAACGGUUCCCGCCCCGCCCAGGUAGGAGAACAAUGCUGCACCCUGCCCGUAGAGCCUCGCGGUGCCGCGCCCUAGGGGGGGCCUGCCGGGAAAUGUAGUUUCCGAAGCCCAGCCCUUGCCGCCCCGUGGCUCGCCGGCCGGGAGCUCCAAGCAACUACAAGUUCCAUCACGCUCUGCGAGGCCUUGAUCUCCAGGCUUUUGCAGGGAAGGGAGUGGGGCGAACAUGGCUGAAGGAAGCCGAGGUGUACCAACGUGUAGUGGGGUGGCUGGCAGGCAGGACCCAGUCUCCGGCAGUGGCGGCUGCAACUUUCCAGAGUAUGAGCUUCCCGAGCUAAAUACGCGCGCUUUCCAUGUGGGCGCCUUUGGGGAGCUGUGGCGGGGCCGUCUGCGCGGGGCCGGGGACUUGUCGCUGAGGGAGCCGCCGGCGUCCGCUCUGCCUGGGAGCCGGGGGAUUGCGGACUCCGACCGGGAGGAUGCCGCGGUGGCCAGGGAUCUCGACUGCAGCCUGGAGGCGGCGGCUGAACUGAGGGCGGUGUGCGGCCUUGAUAAACUGAAAUGCCUUGAGGACGGUGAGGAUCCUGAAGUCAUUCCGGAGAAUACUGACCUGGUGACUUUGGGGGUUAGAAAAAGGUUCUUGGAACAUCGGGAAGAAACCAUUACAAUAGAUCGAGCCUGCAGACAAGAAACAUUCGUUUAUGAGAUGGAGUCACAUGCCAUAGGAAAAAAGCCUGAAAAUUCAGCAGACAUGAUUGAAGAAGGGGAGCUUAUCCUAUCUGUGAAUAUCCUGUACCCUGUUAUAUUUCAUAAGCACAAAGAACACAAACCAUACCAAACAAUGCUGGUGCUGGGCAGUCAAAAGCUCACAGAACUGAGGGAUUCAAUUCGCUGUGUCAGUGACCUCCAGAUUGGUGGUGAAUUCAGCAACACUCCUGACCAAGCCCCUGAGCACAUCAGCAAAGACCUAUACAAAUCAGCCUUCUUUUAUUUUGAAGGAACAUUUUAUAAUGAUAAAAGAUACCCGGAAUGCAGAGAUUUGAGCAGAACUAUCAUUGAGUGGUCAGAGUCCCAUGAUAGAGGAUAUGGAAAGUUUCAGACUGCUAGAAUGGAAGAUUUCACCUUCAAUGACUUGUGUAUUAAACUGGGUUUUCCUUACUUAUACUGUCAUCAGGGAGACUGUGAACAUGUCAUUGUCAUUACUGACAUAAGGCUUGUGCAUCAUGAUGACUGCUUGGAUAGGACACUGUAUCCCCUCCUUAUCAAGAAGCAUUGGCUAUGGACCAGAAAAUGUUUUGUUUGUAAAUGUAUACAGCUAGAUGGGUGACGAACAAUGACAGUUUUGCACCAGAGGACCCAUGUUUCUUUUGUGAUGUUUGCUUCCGAAUGCUCCACUAUGAUUCAGAAGGCAACAAACUGGGGGAAUUCCUUGCUUAUCCUUAUGUUGAUCCUGGAACCUUUAAUUAAGAAUAGCUACACUCACAAAAGUACCCCCUCAUGAAAUAACUGUUCUCUUGGAUGGUUACCUUUUUUCUAAGAAACGCCACUGAGGAGCAGGAUCCACUUUGAACAGUCUGCUAAAGCUACCAAAAAAAAUCCAAAUCACAGAUUUUCUUAUAAUGAUUGUACAUGUUUAUAACAUAGUUAAAUUUCACAUUUAUUCCAAAGAGUAUUUAAUUUAGUGCUUUUUACCCAUUGAGUUGUAGUACUUUAUAUAUUCUGACUUUAAAUCCUUUGUCAGACACACAUAUUCUUUCUCCCAAUCCAUGCCUUCCCUAUUCAUUCUCUGUCCAUAGUGUUUUUUUUGCUAAAGAUAGAAUUAAUGAUACAUCAAGUAGUGGAAGUGUUUUGAAAAUGCUUUGAAGAAUGUGAGAGCUACACCUUCUACCAUGAGGCUUCCAAGGUUGUAUUAAAAUUUGACUGAAAAAUGGAUGGCUAAGAACAGACAUUUAUAUAAAAUGGAAAACUGAUGAAACCUAUAAGCCUAUGUGUUUAAAAGAUUGACAGUGAAGUAUGUUUUAUGGACUUAAAUGCCACAAACAGUUAAGUCCGUUGGUUUGGAGAGGACAAGCACGUGCUUCUGGUAUGUCUAGUGUUCUCAUUCACUGAUUCAGUCAGUAUGCAGAUAAUCAGUAUAGGAGAAUCAGAGGCUGGCUUAUGUUAUACCUAAAUUUUUACUUUCUUGUAUACAACAAUGCUAAAAUUGAGCAGAUUGAUACCAGCCAGCAAACCAUAGAUUUAAGAUAAAUGAUUUACCCAACCCUAAAAUUCCAGGGUAAAAAUUUUGAUUCCUUUAUUGUAAUACUGCAUUCCUUAUAGGUCUUACAUGCAUAUGCAAGGAUAUUUUAUUCAUUUUCAUUUCAUACUCUCAAACUUCAAAAAGUUAAGUAUUGUCAUAAUGCAUUAUUCCGUGUGUGGUGUCAAUUCAUUUUAGUGGACAAAGAAGAAACAUGCCAGUUAAAACAUUUCUGCUACUGGCAUUCUAUUAUUUGAGAAUGUUUUUCUGCUAGUUCUUAAGGUUAACCUUUUCAUCAAGACUCAGGUACCUAUUAUUGUUUCCUGGUGAAACUGAGGAGAAAAGUUAACCAGGUUACUCCCAGUUUGCCCAUGUGUUAUGUAUCAGUUUAUACAGGUAUCCAACCAGUUCAAGUCAAAAGAAAUUUCUAACUUUGUAUAUUUCUGGAGCUAUAAAACCCCUGAUUUAAGACAGCUUUUCUCUUUUUUCGA
Molecule: messenger RNA, 3068 nt
Organism: Macaca mulatta (Rhesus monkey)
Lineage: Eukaryota; Metazoa; Chordata; Mammalia; Primates; Cercopithecidae
Gene: SNAPC3
Product: small nuclear RNA activating complex polypeptide 3
Biological process (GO): snRNA transcription by RNA polymerase II; snRNA transcription by RNA polymerase III
Cellular component (GO): snRNA-activating protein complex
Molecular function (GO): bent DNA binding; RNA polymerase II cis-regulatory region sequence-specific DNA binding; RNA polymerase III type 3 promoter sequence-specific DNA binding
Source: RefSeq, a predicted model, not a curated record